Messenger RNA from Drosophila busckii, 5091 nucleotides. It is a transcript of the gene rdgB, whose product is annotated as protein retinal degeneration B. Gene Ontology annotation, biological process: phospholipid transport. The transcript is spliced from 15 exons. Gene Ontology annotation, cellular component: cytoplasm. The record is from RefSeq and is a predicted model, not a curated record. Gene Ontology annotation, molecular function: phosphatidylcholine intramembrane carrier activity; phosphatidylinositol transfer activity; phosphatidylinositol binding. NCBI's taxonomy places the organism in Eukaryota, Metazoa, Arthropoda, Insecta, Diptera, Drosophilidae. Bases 501 to 4313 code for a protein of 1270 amino acids.
UGGCCUGCACAAACAGAAAUCAAACAAACUUUUGCAAACGCGAAUGUGCGUCUGUUGGCAGCGGAUCGAAAGAGAUACAUUUUUGAAAAAAAUAAUAAGUUGAAUAAAAAAGCGUCAAUCUAAAGUGCGGAAGAUAGUUUUUAUUUUAUUUUUGUUGUUGUUUUGUUAUUGUGUGUGUGUGUGUGUGAGCACAGCAGCAGCGAAUAGAUAAUAUGUCAUAGACGCUAGUGACGCCCCAGCCAUGCGCAACACAAGCAGCAGCAGCGGCAACAACAACAGCCAGCAGCAGCAGCAGCAGCAACAACAACAACAGCAACAACAACAACAACAAUAACAAAGGCGGCAACAGCAACAAUCGAUGAUUUCCUAAAACACAAUUUUAAACAUAGCACAGCACAGACGCAAGUGAAAGCAAACGAAGAGCUAAAGCAAGCUACAAAGAGGGAGAAGCACAACGUAUACGCUAUUUAAAUCGAAAGACACACAAUAACAAUAUCAAAAUGUUGAUCAAGGAAUAUCGCAUACCGCUGCCCCUCACCGUUGAGGAAUAUCGCAUUGCACAGCUUUUUAUGAUAGCGAAAAAGAGCCGCGAGGAGAGCCAUGGCGAGGGCAGCGGUGUUGAGAUUAUAGUGAAUGAACCUUAUAAAGAUGGACCCGGUGGCAAUGGUCAAUAUACAAAAAAGAUUUAUCAUGUUGGCAGCCAUCUGCCUGGCUGGAUUAAGAGUCUCUUGCCCAAGAGCGCUUUGACUGUGGAGGAGGAGGCGUGGAAUGCUUAUCCCUAUACCCGCACACGCUACACUUGUCCCUUUGUGGAGAAAUUCUUGCUGGACAUUGAGACGUAUUAUCAUCCGGACAAUGGCUAUCAGGAUAAUGUAUUUCAGCUCUCAGGCAGCGAUUUGCGCAAUCGCGUUGUAGAUGUCAUUGAUAUUGUCAAGGAUCAGUUGUAUGGCGGCGACUAUGUCAAGGAGGAGGAUCCCAAGCAGUUUGUCUCGGACAAAACAGGACGCGGCCCACUGGGCGAGGACUGGGUGGAGGAAUACUGGCGCGAGGUCAAAGGCAAGAAGCAGCCAACGGCACGCAACAUGUCGCUAAUGACGGCCUACAAAAUCUGCCGUGUCGAGUUUCGCUAUUGGGGCAUGCAAACGAAACUGGAGAAAUUUAUACACGAUGUGGCAUUGCGCAAAACGAUGUUGCGUGCCCAUCGUCAGGCCUGGGCCUGGCAGGACGAAUGGCAUGGCCUAACCAUUGAAGAUAUACGCGAGCUGGAGCGUCAAACGCAAUUGGCGCUGGCCAAGAAAAUGGGCGGCGGCGACGAGGGCAGCGAUGAUGCUGACAGCACCUCGGAGCCUUAUGUAAGCUCCACGGCCACCGCGACAGCAGCAUUGAGUGAACGCAAGAAAUCUGCGCCAGCUGUACCCCCUAUUGUUACCCAACAGCCGCCCAGCGCUGAGAACAGCUCCCAGGAGGAGGACGACGAUGACGACGAGGAGGAUGAGGAUGAGCAUGAUAAUGUUGGCAGCGGCGUUGAACUUGCCACCAACCAGAACAAUGCGCAGCGCUCACGUUCCCAGAGCAUUCAAGUGGCUGCGGCCAACAAGACGAAAUUUGGCUCCAAGGGUGCGCUCAAUUCACCUGUGGGCUCUGCUCACAGCUUCGAUCUGCAGGCCAAAAAAUCGCAUGCAAAGCCAGCGCCAGCACACAGACAUGUGGCCAACUGGCGCAUGGAGCGCCUCGAAGUGGACUCCAAGUCCAAUUCAGAUGAAGAGUUCUUCGAUUGUUUGGAUACCAAUGAAACGAACUCGCUGGCCAAGUGGAGCUCGUUGGAGCUGCUGGGUGAGGGCGACGACAGCCCACCGCCGCAUGGUGGUGUCAGCUGCUCCAGCGGCAGCGGCAUCAAUCGCCAUAAGCAGGAGGACAGCAUUUUCAAUCAGGACUUUCUCAUGCGCGUUGCCUCGGAGCGCGGCAAUAAGCGCCAGCUGCGCAGCUCGGCGAGCGUUGAUCGCAGCCAUGACUCAUCGCCGCCGGGCUCGCCCAGCACACCCUCCUGCCCCACCACCAUACUCAUGCUGGUGGUGCAUGCGGGCAGCGUGCUGGAUGCCGCCAGCGAGCUGACAGCCAAGAAGUCGGAUGUCACUACGUUCCGUGGCUCCUUUGAGGCCGUCAUGCGUCAGCAUUAUCCCAGUCUAUUGACGCACAUGACCAUCAAGAUGGUGCCAUGUCCUUCGAUCUGCACCGAUGCGCUGGGCAUACUCUCCAGCCUCAGUCCGUACUCGUUUGAUGCCUCGCCCUCGGCAGCGGAUAUACCCAAUAUAGCGGAUGUGCCCAUUGGCGCCAUACCCUUGCUGGCGGUGGCCUCGCCCGAGUUCCAGGAGACGGUCAAUAAGACGGUGGCGUCGGCCAACAUUGUCUACCAGGAGUUCCUCAAGUCGGAGGAGGGUCACGGCUUCUCCGGUCAAAUUGUCAUGCUGGGCGAUUCCAUGGGCUCGCUGCUGGCCUACGAGGCGCUCUGUCGCUCCAAUGGCGCGCAUCCUCAUACGCCGAAUCUGGCGCAGAGUGGCGGCGGCUGCACUGUCGGCACCGCUAGCGAUGGUCAUCGGCUGUCGCGCCUGGACGAUGAGGAGCGCUUCAUUGAUGCCGAUUUGGAUGCCAAGCGCUUGCUGGUGGCGCCUUCGCCGCGUCGUCGUCGCUCCAGCUCGUCGAGCGACUCGCGCACCACCAAACUGGACUUUGAGGUCUGCGAUUUCUUCAUGUUCGGCUCACCGCUGUCGGUGGUGCUGGCGGCGCGUAAAUUGCAUGAUGCAAAGGCCGCGCUAGCGCGUCCCAAUUGCCAUCAGGUGUACAAUCUGUUCCAUCCAACCGAUCCGAUUGCCUCGCGCCUCGAACCGCUGCUCAGUGCACGCUUCUCAAUACUCUCGCCAGUUAAUGUGCCGCGCUACGCCAAAUAUCCGCUAGGCAAUGGACAGCCGCUGCAUUUAUUGGAGGUGAUCCAAUCGCAUCCGCAGCAUUUCAAUGAUGGCCAUCAGCUAUUGGCCGGUAGGCGACUCUCCGACGCUUCCAUGCAGAGCACCAUAUCGGGCCUCAUUGAGAAUGUGUCGCUAAGUACCAUACACUCCCUUCAAAACAAAUGGUGGGGCAGCAAGCGUCUGGACUACGCUUUGUAUUGUCCCGAGGGCUUGAGCAAUUUUCCAGCGCACGCUUUGCCGCAUCUGUUCCAUGCCAGCUACUGGGAAUCGCCCGACGUAAUCGCAUUUAUAUUGCGUCAAAUUGGCAAAUUCGAGGGCAUACCCUUUGUGGGCUCGCACGACGACAAGGACGCCGCCUCGUUUCAUCCGGGCCAGCCGCGCGAGAAGUGGAUCAAGAAGCGCACCUCGGUCAAGCUGAAGAAUGUCGCCGCCAAUCAUCGAGCGAAUGAUGUCAUAGUGCAGGAGGGACGCGAGCAGCGCUUGAAUGCGCGCUUUAUGUACGGACCGCUGGACAUGAUAACGCUGCAUGGCGAGAAGGUGGAUGUGCAUAUAAUGAAGGAUCCACCAGCUGGCGAAUGGACGUUCCUGACCACCGACAUGACCGACAAGAACGGACGCAUCUCGUAUAGCAUACCCGAUCAGGUGUCGCUCGGCUAUGGCAUCUAUCCGGUUAAGAUGGUGGUGCGUGGUGAUCACACCUCAGUCGAUUGUUAUAUGGCCGUGGUGCCGCCGCUGACCGAGUGCGUCGUAUUCAGCAUUGAUGGCUCCUUUACGGCAUCGAUGUCGGUGACUGGUCGCGAUCCCAAGGUGCGUGCCGGCGCUGUUGAUGUCUGCCGGCAUUGGCAGGAGCUGGGCUAUCUGCUGAUCUAUAUCACUGGACGGCCGGAUAUGCAGCAGCAGCGUGUGGUGAGCUGGCUGAGUCAGCAUAACUUUCCACAUGGCCUGAUCUCAUUUGCAGACGGUCUAUCCACCGAUCCAUUGGGUCACAAGACCGCCUAUCUUAACAAUCUUGUGCAAAAUCAUGGAAUCUCAAUUACUGCCGCCUACGGCAGCAGCAAGGACAUCAGUGUCUACACCAAUGUGGGCAUGCGACCCGAACAGAUCUUUAUAGUGGGCAAGGUGAGCAAGAAGUUGCAGGCAAAUGCAACAGUCUUGAGCGAGGGCUAUGCCGCUCACUUGGCUGGACUCCAAGCAGUGGGUGGCUCACGUCCUGCUAAAGGAAAUGCGCGCAUGGUUAUACGCGCGGAUCGCGGCUGCAUGAACAAGCAACGAAUGAACAAUGAGACGGGCCUAUCAUCGCCGAUACGCAGCGGUUACCUCAAGCGCAAGACCUACCUGAGCCAUCAUUAAGCUACAAGAACAACAAUAGCAACAGCAACAUUAACAACAAAAGCGCGCAUAGUUAAAUAGUUAGUUAAUUAUAAAACUAAAAGAACGGACAAUUUAUACAGUCAACUACUACUACUACUACUACUAUAUGUGCAUACUAUAUACCCUAUAGGCAUACUACUAUACAUACUACAUAUAUGAACUAACCUGAAUAUAUAGCAUUUCGAUCAAGGCAUAUAUAGCGAUGACAUUGCAAACUAUAAUCUCUCGCAAUUGGAUCUCAGCAUUAGUUGCAGCAACCACCAGACAUCAGCAUCUGUGUAUAAAAUGCAUAAACUAAAAAAAAAACACUAUAUAAUGCGCGAUCUAUAGCAAAACUAUAUGCUGUGUAUAUAAGAUAAUCUGCAUACUAUAUACAAACAAAAGCAAAAGUUAAAUCAAUUGUUAAAACUAAAGUCAAAUGUGUCACGCGGUACCUGGAAAGAAAGACUGUUUCCUCCUGUUGUUUGAUGGUUUUCCAAACCACUUGAAAAAUAUUUAAAAACAAAUCAAGGAAAAACUCUACCACACAAAAAACAAAGCUAAUACUAAAAGAAAGAGUCACAUUUCAAAAUGUGUAUUAUAUUGUCUAACAAACUCAUAUUAUUUACAAAUACUAUAUUCACUAUAAAAACAAACCGUUAACAUAUGCAAGCGAACAAAGUUCAAUAUUUUCGAAGAUUAAACCCAAACUAAAAGAUACAUGUUGAUAAAAAUAAAAACAAAAGCAAAAGAUCUCUUGGAAACAAAAAUGUAAAAG